Messenger RNA from Bactrocera oleae (olive fruit fly), 1540 nucleotides. NCBI's taxonomy places the organism in Eukaryota, Metazoa, Arthropoda, Insecta, Diptera, Tephritidae. The record is from RefSeq and is a predicted model, not a curated record.
GUCUUGUAAACAAAGAAAUUAUAUUGUUUCCCGUUUUUGUUGCCCAUCCUUCCAUCCUGUGAGUGAGUGGAGCCAUGUCAGCCAUAUGGGACAAAAUGUGUGAAGUAUUCACGUUGCUGGUUCGGCCGACGCGUCGCAAGACCCGAGUCACAUUCAGUCCAAGCACCCUACAUCGUGAAAUCAUUCGACACACCAAACUAUCGGCUUCCACUAAUCCGUUUUUCAACUUCCUAGCCGAAGUGCGUAUGAAAGCCAAUGGUGGGGAAUUAAUGCACCCUGGCUGUGGUUCGAUGUCGCCGCGGGAAAGUGCUCGCAUCGCCAAGACAGCAGGCCGUUUAUGGAAUUCUAUGAGUGAUGAACAAAAGCAACCAUAUCGGAGCAUUGCAAUGGAGCAGCGAAAACUGAAAAGGCUGCGGCGAAGGCGUUCCUACUUAUCUGCACGCAGGCGAAGGGAACGCAAAACGCCAGUAGAGUGUAAAUUUCUUUUACCGCCUCAGCCCACCCAUCAAGAACAUCUAUAAAUGUGGCUUCUGAGGAUUGCGAUUGUGUUGUUGACGCCUUCCGGACAGUGCGGAUGGUGCGGAUAUCUAAAUUGUGUGCAAAUUUAAUGUUGAUAUUGUCUCCAAUCUCAUAAAGAUUUUAUAGUCUGGUAACAUUUCUAUACUGCUCUGCUUACGUUACCUUGUUAUUCCACAAGAGGGGCAAAGCAAUUCAUUAAAAACAUUUCAAUUUUAUUUUAACGUCUAAAGAAAUAAAAAGUUUCAUUAGCCGACGAAAUUUCAGUAAAAACUAAAAUAUUUAUAUUUUGAUUUUUGUUUGUACGUCUUGUAAACAAAGAAUUCAAUUGGUUUCCGAUUUUGUCAUACAUCCAUCCGGAGAGAUAAUCGAGUUAUGCCAUCCAUAUGGGACAAAAUGUGCGAAGUAUUCACAUCACUGGUGCGACCGACGCGUCGGAAGACACGUCGUGUCACGUUCAGUCCAAGCACCCUACAUCGAGAACUCAUACGACAUUUGGAACCAUCGGCUUCCCGUAAUCCAUUUUUCAAUUUCCUAGCCGAGGUUCGUAUGAAGGCCAACGGUGGCGAAUUAAUGCAGUUAAAUUGUGGUUCGAUGUCUCCGCGCGUAAGUGCUCGCAUCGCCAAGGCGGCAGGUCGUUUAUGGAAUUCAAUGACGGACGAACAAAAGAAGCCUUAUCGGAGCAUAGCGAUGGAGCAGCGAAAACUGAAGAGACUGCGGCGAAGGCGUUCCUACUUAACAGCACGUAAACGAAAGAAACGCAAAAUGCCAGUUGAAUGUAAGUUUCUGUUACCACCGCUGCCCACGCAUGAAGAACAUCUGUAAAGGCGGCUUCUGAGGAUUACCAUAAUAUGGUUGACGUCGUCAGAACAAUGCGGAUGGAGAGAGAACCAAAUUUUGCGCAAAAUUAAUGUUGUAAACAUCUUUUAUUAUCCUAAAAUGUUAUUGUGUUUCAUCAACCCUAUACUUGUUAUUAUACCGAGGUCGCAGGCAAUCGGUAAUAAAGUGAUUCAUCAAAAACAUA